GUUUGGUUUGGUAUUUUUUCGGAACUCGUACAUUGGUCACACUUGCUGAAGCUGCAUUCUUUUUACCACGAAAUUAAAUUCAAGUUAAAUGCAAAAUUAUCCGUAGAAAGUUGCCGCUCGCCUCAAGUGGUCAACCACCAAGCCUACCCCCAUUGAAGUAAGACACCCCCCAGCAGCCGGUAGACCCCAAAACCAGCCGCAACAUGGACCAAAUGCUCAGUCCCAACUUCUCGAUUCCGAGCAUCGGAACUCCGCUGCACCAGAUGGAGGCGGACCAGCAGAUCGUGGCCAAUCCGGUCUACCAUCCGCCGGCAGUGCCGCAGCCGGAUCCGGUCAUGCCCGCUCCCGUAUCUUCGGCAGGGCAGCAGCAGCAACAACAACAGCAGGCACAGGCUGAUGCCAGCGCUGCUACAAGCGGCAGCGGACUGUUUGGACAUGAGCCAUCGUUGCCGCUGGCUCACAAGCAGAUGCAGAGCUACCAGCCCUCGGCCUCCUAUCAGCAGCAGCAGCCGGGCGGGGGCGGUAGCACGCCGCAGUCCAUGAUGCAGCCGCAGACGCCGCAGAGCAUGAUGUCCCACAUGAUGCCCAUGAGUGAGCGCAGCGUGGGCGGCGGAACAGGAGGCGGCUCGGGAGCAGGCGAUGCCCUCAGCAACAUCCACCAGACCAUGGGACCAUCCACACCUAUGACACCGGCUACACCGGGAUCGGCUGAUCCCGGCAUUGUGCCCCAGCUGCAGAACAUUGUGUCCACGGUGAAUCUCUGCUGCAAGCUGGAUCUCAAGAAGAUAGCGCUGCAUGCCAGGAAUGCCGAGUACAACCCGAAGCGCUUUGCGGCCGUUAUUAUGCGCAUUCGCGAGCCGCGCACCACUGCCUUGAUCUUCAGCUCCGGAAAGAUGGUGUGCACGGGCGCCAAGAGCGAGGAUGACUCCAGGCUGGCGGCUCGCAAGUACGCACGCAUUAUACAAAAGCUGGGAUUUAAUGCAAAGUUCCUUGACUUUAAAAUUCAAAACAUGGUCGGCUCCUGCGACGUCAAGUUUCCCAUUCGCCUGGAGGGCCUGGUCCUCACCCAUUGCAACUUCAGUAGCUACGAGCCGGAGCUCUUUCCUGGUCUCAUCUACCGUAUGGUGCGUCCUCGCAUAGUGCUGCUUAUCUUUGUGUCCGGCAAGGUGGUGCUCACCGGCGCCAAGGUUCGCCAGGAGAUAUACGACGCCUUUGACAAGAUAUUCCCCAUAUUGAAGAAGUUCAAGAAGCAGUCAUAGAUGUAGAAUUUAGGGCUUUAUUAGUUUUUGUAACGCCUAUGUUUAGGGUUUCUUUAGUUCCGUAAGCGACGAGUGUCUGGAAGCCUCCUGGAACUCCUGUGUCUGAGGGCGGGAGAGGAAUAAAAUGAAGUUGAAGUUUAGCUGUACGUAGAUUACAGGCUCUUUA
Molecule: messenger RNA, 1425 nt
Organism: Drosophila kikkawai
Lineage: Eukaryota; Metazoa; Arthropoda; Insecta; Diptera; Drosophilidae
Gene: Tbp
Product: TATA binding protein
Biological process (GO): DNA-templated transcription initiation
Molecular function (GO): DNA binding; RNA polymerase II general transcription initiation factor activity
Source: RefSeq, a predicted model, not a curated record